AUGUCGGCCCAACUCGGCACCACGACUACAGUCACGUUCCAUAAGCCCGGCACGACCCCGCCGGUCUUUCUCGCAGGCUCGUUUGUCUCUCCAUCGUGGAAACAGCCGCAGGAGAUGUCAUACGUCCAUGAGAGAGACUCGGAUGGAGAAAAUGUCUACAUCUUUUCCAGCACCGUCCAUGUCGCUCACGGCCACGAUUACCAGUACAAAUUCCGGAUCGGGCAAGGACCCUGGGUUCUCGAUGAGACUAACCACGUAGCUACGGCGACGCACUGA
Molecule: messenger RNA, 276 nt
Organism: Geosmithia morbida
Lineage: Eukaryota; Fungi; Ascomycota; Sordariomycetes; Hypocreales; Bionectriaceae
Exons: 2
Coding region: 1-276 (91 amino acids)
Source: RefSeq, a predicted model, not a curated record